ACGACUGGACGUUUCACACCUUCCAGUUCUCAGGCCACUCCCGGCUUCGCACCCUCUUCUCGCAUCGCCCAGGGCAGCGCUCCGGACCUCCGGGGCUGUUCUCAGAGGAGGGCGCUGCGGGCGGCCCCGGGCCUUGAAAGGGCCCGUAGGGCUCAGCUCUGGCAGUCCUCGUUCGGGGCGGCCGCUGCUCGUCCUCCUGCCAUGGCCUGCGCUGCCCGCGCUCCGGCCGCGCCUGCCGCCGCGCUCUUCUGGGAGAUGCUGGCGCUGCUGGCCCGGGAGCCGGGUAUGGAGUGGCUGGAGCUGAGCCUUGCUGGGCAGGUAGUCACCUCCCCGCCUCGCAGACGGGAAGCACCGCGGAGCGGCGGGGGCGGAGCGGCGGGGGCCGCAAGCGAGAUCAGUUGUCAUCAAAAGCAUUUAUUGGGACCCUGUCCUCUGAAGACUUUGUCGUUGCUGGAGCACUCAGGGGAUAAUAGGCUUUGGCAGGACUACCUCGAAGGACUGAAGAAAUUCCUCGUCUUUAGGGAAAGCAUGGGAAUGCCUGCAGCCUGGCCAAUUCCAACGGAGCAAAUUAGAGGAUUUUUGGCUGUGGAAUCUAAUUAUUCCUCUUCGAAGACACUCAUAUACAUGGCAGCACUCUCUUAUUUAUCAAAAUUGACCGGUAACUCUGAUCCUCUGGAAGAUCCUAUAACCUGUUGCAUGGUGACAGGGUUGAAACGUCGAGCGGGUAUCCUGAGGGAUAAAUACUUGCCUGUAACAAUUGAGAUGUUGCGAUCUCUCUUAGGAGCUCUGGAGUCUGUGUGCAUAACUCAUUAUGAAUGCUUACUGUUUCGUGCUUUAUUUACUGUAGCUUUUUUUGGAGCACUUCGAAUAGGAGAGAUGGUGGCAAAGCACCGUAAUGUACUGCAGCCUGAGCUGUUGUACCUGAGUGAUCUCCAGCUGAUGGAGAGGAAAGUGUUGCUUUUUCUGCCUUAUUCUCAUGUGGAUCAGGAGAGACAUGUCAUCAGCCUGGCGCUGUCUGGAGAGCCAUGGGUGUGCCCUGUUUUGGCCCUCCGGAGCUAUUUGACAGCUCGUUCACAGCUGGAAGGGCCACUCUUUGUGCACUCCAGCUUUAGGACUGUAACGAAGAGGGAGUUCCUGGCCGUUCUCCGAUGUGCCCUGCGCCUGCUGGGGCUGUGUCCGGAGCAGUACGGCGUGCAUUCCUUCUGGCUGGGGACUGCUGUCACUGCUGCGCGCUGCGGGUAUCCCGGGGAAGAUGUCACUCGCCUGGCAAGAUGGCCCUGUAUGACCCCAGGAAGAUUCUAACCAUGGAGACCAACAGGAAGAUAGAAGCUUAUCUUCUAAAUCGUCUCCUUUAUGUAGAGUCAGCUUUUAGUUGUAUAGUUUCUAGCCUUUGACAGGACUUUAAUAUUAACACCUGAAAUUAAUUUUGUACCUCACAGUUGCGUGAUCCUAAGUUCACUCAGAACUUGCUUGUUCUGUCUGUAUUUUAAGGUGGGGGAGAGUGUCAAACCUUUGUGCAUAGACUGCAUUUUUAUCUUGUAUGGUAUGAGAUAAUAAAGUACUGCCUUUUAAAA
Messenger RNA from Corvus hawaiiensis (hawaiian crow), 1574 nucleotides. RefSeq lists its product as uncharacterized. The record is from RefSeq and is a predicted model, not a curated record. The transcript has 2 exons. The coding region runs from base 202 to 1302 and encodes 366 amino acids. Lineage: Eukaryota; Metazoa; Chordata; Aves; Passeriformes; Corvidae. Gene Ontology annotation, molecular function: DNA binding. Gene Ontology annotation, biological process: DNA recombination; DNA integration.